AUGAAUAAGGAUGAAAAUACGGAUGCAGUACCUGAACGAGAUGAAGCCCUCGCCAAUUUGGCGAGAACAACAAAUGUGUUUUUGCAAACUUUAACGGUUACAUUGAAAGGGCGGGAUAGAAAGCGCCAGGCCCGUGCUAUUAUCGAUUCAGCUUCACAGAGAUCUCAUAUUUUAAAAAGCACUGCAGAUGAAAUGAAAUUUGAGAGUACAUCUAAAGAAAGAUUGAGCCAUUCAUUAUUUGGCGGAUAUUAUUUGUGGAAGUAUAUACCACCAGUUGCUAAUGGCGAGUGGAUUCAAGAGCUUAAAGAGAACAAUAUAUCCGUAUGCGACGAUAGUAAUGGACCAAUAGAAAUACUUAUUGGCGCUGACAUUGCAGGCAAGUUGAUGACCGGAGGAUUUAAAUUGCUUACUUCAGGCCUUGCUGCUAUAGAAACAAAACUUGGUUGGACUCUUUUCGGGAAAAAUGGUAUGCGUGAGAUCUCGGACAAUUCCGCACUGCUCGUCACAUCCAUGUUGAAUAAGGAAAUAUUGAUAUCCGAUCUAUGGUCUCUAGAUUCACUUGGAAUUCUAGAUCCCUCAGAGAAGAAAAAUAAACUGGAACUUCAAGAAGAGGCAAGAGAUCAUUUCUUGUCUACUGUAAAGGUGAACGAAGAGGGACGUUUUCAAGUCAGCUUGCCAUGGCUUGAUAACCAUCUACCGUUAAAAGAUAACUAUGACUUAGCUGUAAAGAGAUUAGCUUCUACAGUAAAACGACUAAAAGCUGAGAAACUUUAUGAUGCUUAUGGAGAAGUUUUUAGUGAAUGGGAACAAGAAGGCAUCAUAGAAGAAGUACCAAAAAGCGAAAUUGAUGUAACAUGCCAUUAUCUACCACAUCGACACGUAGUAAAAGAAAACAGUACUACACGAAUCAGGCCAGUGUUUGAUGCCUCGGCCAAACAAAAAGGAUCCCCUAGUCUCAAUGAUUGUCUAGAAAAAGGUCAGAACCUUAUCGAACUGAUUCCUUCAAUUCUUCAUAGAUUCCGAAUGAACAGAAUAGGAGUUUCUGCAGAUAUACGAAAAGCAUUCUUACAAAUAAGUCUCAACCCUAAGGAUAAAGACUAUCUAAGAUUCUUAUGGUAUAGAACUGAUGGAAAACUGAAGUAUUACAGGCAUUGUAGGGUAGUAUUUGGAGUUACAAGCAGCCCUUUCUUGCUAGUUUCUGUAAUUCACCAUCUUCUAGAAUCCACUUUGAAACAACUAAAUGGAAACCCAAAGUAUAAAGUGGAUAUUAUUGAGCAAUUGAAGAAGAGCUUUUAUGUAGAUAAUUUUGCUUCAGAUACUUUAGCUACAAGAAAGCUAGAAUUACGUGGUUGGGAAUAUAGUGACCCAACAGAUAAUUCCUCUAGUACCACAAAUGUAUUAGGAAUGAUUUGGGAACGAUGUGGAGAUUACCUUUGCCUUAAUAUUACUAACAUCACCUACAAUCUACCAGAAAUUUUGUCUAAAAGAGAGAUUUUAGCUACUACACACAAAAUAUUCGACCCUUUAGGAAUAGCUUGCCUCGUAACUCUUGUGCCGAAACUUUUACUUCAGCACCUAUGGGAAGUUAAGUUAUCUUGGGACCAAGAAGUUGAUUCAAAUUCAAAAUCACAAUUUUGUAAAUGGUUGAAUGAUUUGCAGUGUCUGGAAAGAAUGAGAAUACCAAGAUGGUUAAACUGUGAUCGUGAGAUUGAAAAUAUCUCACUUCAUUUCUUCAGUGAUGCGAGUAAACUUGCAUAUUCAGCUGUGGCUUUUGUUCGAGUACAAACAAGAGAUUCGGUUCAAGUUCAUUUGGUGCAAGCUAAAGCGAGAGUUGCACCCAGCGGAAGGAAAAGACAAAACAAUAGCUCGAUUGGAACUUCUUGGAGCUACAAUAUGUGCACGUUUAGCAUCCAGCAUAAUACCUGA
Messenger RNA from Stegodyphus dumicola, 1926 nucleotides. RefSeq lists its product as uncharacterized. NCBI's taxonomy places the organism in Eukaryota, Metazoa, Arthropoda, Arachnida, Araneae, Eresidae. The record is from RefSeq and is a predicted model, not a curated record.